UGUACAAGGCAGUAAACGAAAAUGUCGCGAGUGCCGAUAUUAGUGAUUUUGGGUUCAACUGGUUCAGGAAAAUCUAAACUUGGAAUUGAAUUGGCUCGAAGAUUCGGUGGAGAAAUUAUUUCGGCGGAUAGUAUGCAAGUGUAUAAGUAUCUGGAUAUCGUUACCGCCAAGGUGACCAAGGAAGAAAGGCAAAUGGCGGUUCAUCACAUGCUGGACGUCGUUGAUCCUCUCACCUAUUUUUCCGUCAUCGAUUUCAGGGACAAGGCGCUACCAAUUGUGGAGAAUUUAAUAUCAAAUAAGAAGAUCCCGAUUAUCGUCGGUGGUACGAAUUAUUACAUAGAGUCAUUACUUUGGAAAAUACUUGUACCGAAUUUGAAGGAGAAAAAGGAUCAAGAGAGUAAGAUUUUAAGUGACAAUGACAGCAAUAAUGAAGAUAGUGAUGGCAACACUCAGCCAAUGUUGGAAAUAAGCAAAUCGAAAGACGAAUCUUCGUCUGAAAAGAUCGACAGAAGGAUGAGUACGAGUGAGGAGACGAAGGAGGAGACGAAGGAGGAGACGAAAGAGGAAACGAGAGUGGAGGAGAUGAACAAGCAGACGAACGAGGUACUAUAUCGUAGAUUGGUCGAAAUUGAUCCGGAAAUGGCGCGAAGACUUCAUCCUAAUAAUAGAAGGAAGAUUAUAAGAUCUUUGGAAGUUUUCGAGCAAUGCGGAAUAACGCAUAGCGAAAUUUUAAAAAAACAACGAAUGGAAGGUGGCUCAGGUUUAGGAGGUCCCUUGCGUUAUCCUAAUGCGAUUAUUUUAUUGCUACGAUGCGAUAAGGAAAUUCUUAAUGAGCGGUUAAAUAGAAGAGUCGACGCCAUGAUGCAAGAUGGUCUGAUCAACGAGUUACUUGAAUUUCAUCGUAAAUACAACGAAGAUAGGAUUAAGACCAAUUUGUCACCUGAUUACACGAAAGGCAUCUUCCAGAGCAUCGGCUUCAAAGAGUUUCAUGAUUACCUCAUCUUACCAGAAGAGGAGAGGGAAAGCAAGAAGGGAAAAGAUCUACUUAAAGAAGGUCUUGACUGUUUGAAAUUGGUUACGAGAAGAUAUGCUAAGAUCCAACAGAAAUGGAUCAGGAAUCGUUUCCUACGUCGAGCCGAUAGACAGGUUCCACCGUUGUAUGAAUUGGACUGCACUGAUUUGACUCAAUGGGAGACUAAUGUUUAUGGUAAGGCAGUCUCGAUAAUAUCUGCAAUAUUACAUGGCGAGAAACCCGAAGAAAGACCUAUCAAUGAGAUUAUCCUGAAUCAGAAAACUACUGAUAGCAGUAAUGAAGUGCAAAAUUAUUGCGAGAUUUGUGAUAGAAUAUUCAUUGGUGAGUUGCAAUGGGAAGCGCAUAUAAAAGGAUUUAAGCAUUACAAACAUGUACAACGUAAAAAAAGAAUGGAAAACCAAAAUUCGGCAGAAAAGGCAAAAUCGUCAUAAAUUAAUACCAAAUUUAAAUAAUAGGAUAUUAUAUAUAUAUAUGAUGUUCUAAAACCAUUAUUCAAUAUUUAUACGAUACAUGAAACACAUUUAUAUUAAGUUGACAAAAAGAUUUCAUUAAAUAUAGGUCAAAAAGUCAACCAUUUCUGAUAUAUCAAUAUUUUUUGUUUAGUAUCAUGAAUAUAUUAAGAAUAUGUCAAGAGUUUAUUGAAGUGGAAGGAGGACAUGUAAAAUACUCUUCUAUAAAUCGAAAAGCUAAUUAUGACUCAAUUAUAACACUAAGGCUUUUUUACUAAGUACAAUAUACGUAAUUAUAAAUAUGCAUUUUAUAAAUA
Messenger RNA from Polistes dominula (European paper wasp), 1799 nucleotides. Its product is annotated as tRNA dimethylallyltransferase. Gene Ontology annotation, biological process: tRNA modification. NCBI's taxonomy places the organism in Eukaryota, Metazoa, Arthropoda, Insecta, Hymenoptera, Vespidae. Gene Ontology annotation, cellular component: mitochondrion. The record is from RefSeq and is a predicted model, not a curated record. Gene Ontology annotation, molecular function: zinc ion binding; nucleic acid binding; tRNA dimethylallyltransferase activity.